This is a messenger RNA of Phaethon lepturus (White-tailed tropicbird), 2577 nucleotides long. RefSeq names its product ankyrin repeat and sterile alpha motif domain-containing protein 1B-like. Gene Ontology annotation, molecular function: protein binding. The record is from RefSeq and is a predicted model, not a curated record. Gene Ontology annotation, cellular component: cytosol. The coding region runs from base 1 to 2577 and encodes 858 amino acids. NCBI's taxonomy places the organism in Eukaryota, Metazoa, Chordata, Aves, Phaethontiformes, Phaethontidae. The transcript is spliced from 16 exons.
AUGGUUCACUACUUUUAUAGUCCUGAAGAGCCAAAAGAUCUCUAUGAAGACCUUCCAAGGAUAUUGAAGAUCUGGGAAAGAAGCAUCUGGCGAGGACCAAAUAUAAAUUGCACAGACAGUUCAGGUUAUACUGCCUUACAUCAUGCAGCUUUAAAUGGACACAAGGAUAUAGUUCUCAAAUUACUUCAGUAUGAAGCAUCAACUAAUGUGGCAGAUAAUAAAGGUUAUUUUCCUAUUCACUUGGCUGCUUGGAGAGGAGAUGUAGACAUUGUGAAGAUUCUCAUCCAUCAUGGGCCAUCACACUCCAGAGUGAAUGAACAGAACAAUGAAAAUGAAACAGCACUGCAUUGUGCAGCUCAAUAUGGUCAUUCAGAAGUAGUUGCUGUUCUGUUAGAAGAGCUAACAGACCCUACAAUAAGGAACAACAAACUAGAAACACCUCUGGAUCUGGCAGCACUUUAUGGACGUCUGCGUGUUGUAAAAAUGAUCAUCAAAGCAUAUCCAAACCUGAUGAACUGUAAUACAAGAAAACACACCCCUUUGCAUCUUGCUGCACGUAAUGGCCACAAAGCUGUUGUACAGGUGCUUCUGGAGGCUGGAAUGGAUGUCAGCUGCCAAACAGAGAAAGGGAGCGCACUACAUGAAGCAGCCCUAUUUGGAAAGGUGGAGGUAGUACGCAUUUUGCUUGAAACAGGAAUUGAUACCAACAUAAAGGACAGUUUGGGUAGAACGGUUUUAGAUAUUCUUAAAGAACACCCAUCUCAGCAGUCACUCCAAAUUGCAGCUCUACUUCAAGAAUAUAUGGAAACAGGAAAUGCGAGUAUUUCAGAGGAACGCCCACUGGAAUGCGCAGAACAUCAGUCUUGCAUUUUGUCCCCAGAAGUUCCUCCGUCUCCAAAGGCUAAAAGUGAAGCUGUGACUGGAGAAUUAUCAAAGCUCUUAGAUGAAAUCAAAUUGUGCCGAGAAAAGGAAUACUCUUUUGAAGAUCUGUCUCAUACAAUAUCAGACCAUUAUCUGGACAAUUUUAGUAAAGUAUCAGAGGAAGAACUUAUGACCAGUGGAAGCCAAACCAAGCUUAAUGUAAGGCCUUCUUCAACAUGUUUAUCACCAAGAGAGGAAGAUGAUGAUGAUGCAGGUGAAAAUACUUGUGGUCCUUCAGGUUUAUGGGAGGCAUUGACACCUUGCAAUGGAUGCAGGAACCUCGGUUUUCCCAUGCUUGCACAGGAAUCUUAUUCAAAGAAGAGAGGUUAUGCAUUGGAAGCAAUACCCUCUGUACCUCUGGAUGCAGUUACGUCAGAAAAUGACAACAGUCUUUGUGAUUCAAUAGACAUAGCAGUGACCAAAAAACCUUGCUCCCUAGAGAUAGCAAGAGUUCCUUCCUCAAGACCAGAUAAUGCACCUCAGGUAGCAAUUACCACACCAGGAUCUGGUAACCAUAGAAACAGCUCUACAGGCCCAACACCUGACUGCUCUCCUCCAUCACCAGACACUGCACUUAAAAACAUAGUGAAAGUUAUACGUCCUCAGCCCAAGCAGCGCACAUCCAUAGUAUCUUCUCUGGAAUUUCACCGAAUGAAUCACAGCCACAAUUAUUUUGAAAUCAACUCAUCCAUUGGCUGUACAAGUUUUAUUUCUACUCCUGCAAUCAGUCCAGCUAAUUAUUCCUUUGGAUCUCUGCAAUACAGUAUUGAAGAGAGAGAACUUCCAGGGCGUCUUUGCCAGGGAGAAACAUCCACUGAAAGUGAGCUUCCUGAAGGACACCCCGCUGAACAGUUUGCAGGUUUACUUCAUGGAUCAUCACCUGCGUGUGACCCACCUGAUAAUCCACUCCAGCUGUACAGCAAAGCAAACCAGUGCCGUGGUCCACUAGAGAAAAGCAUUUUGAGCAAGAGCACAGUGCAGCAGAUACAGCUACAGAAAGAAAACAACACUGAUCCUCCUGUUAAGAAAAAAAAGCCACCAGUUGUAAACAGAACCAUAUUUCAUACUAAAACUAAACCAGUAGAAAAUCAUACGUUGGUUGGCACGUCAACACGGAUAAGUGAACAAUGGGUUAUUACUACUGGGGGAUUUGUGGAGCGAGCAUGCACACUUGGGAGAAUACGAUCUUUACCAAAGACUUUGCUUGAAAUGCAUUUGUGCAAAAAUGUUUCAAAAUCUGAUUCUAAUCUUAUCACCCAUCCACCAAAUGACAAAAAAGCAAGAAGCAACUGGAGUGAACCCACACCAAACCAACAGUGCUCCAAAGGGAAUUCGGAGAGAACACCUUCCUUCACAUCAGAAUGGGAAGAAAUUGAUAAAAUCAUGAGUUCAAUAGAUGCUGGAAUUAAUACUGGACUGGGGGAGAUGAAUGAUCACACUACAAGACCCCGAUGCCCUGUCCAGACAGUGGGACAAUGGUUGGAAAAUAUUGGGCUACCUCAAUAUGAAAACCACUUGCUGGCUAAUGGAUUUGACAAUGUGCAAUUUAUGGGAAGCAAUGUAAUGGAGGACCAGGAUCUCUUGGAAAUAGGAAUCCUUAACUCUGGACACAGACAGAGAAUACUCCAAGCAAUCCAGCUUCUCCCAAAGGUAUAG